AUGGGCCUCGCAGGUCGAAAAGUAAAACAGCGCAUCCCAGCUGACCCCCGCAACCUGUCAUGGGCAGAUGGUAUUUCUCUCUUAUAUACGCUUCCCGCUUCGGUCAAGCUUACCUUCUCCAAGUUUGGCUGGGAUGCAACUCAGGGCGUCGGACUUGGUGCAUCAGGCGAUGGAAUGAAAUCGAACCUUAAGGUUUCCCAAAAACUAGACAUGCUUGGAAUCGGCGCGGCACACCAAAAAGAUCCACAUGGGAUUGCGUGGAGACAGAAUAGAGAUUUUGAAGUUCUGCUGAAGAGAUUGAACGAAGGGGCGAACAAGGACGAGGCGGAGGAAGAGGAGAACGGAGCAGUGGAGCAAGGAGGGUUUGUUUCUGCAACAGAAGGUAAGGUGCAGGAGGAUGCUGCAGAUUGCGGGGGCGUCGAUAUUGCCAGGGACAAGAAACGAAAACGGAAGCGGAAACACCUCGACGAAAGCGAUGGAUCUGAAGAACAGAAGAAGAAGAAGAAGGAGCGGAAGCAAAAGGAUGAAAUGCAAAGUACAAGGGAGCAUAGUGUAACGCAAGAAGUUGUUGAUGACACUGUCCAAAAUGACAGCGCGCCGACCUCUUCGUCGGUAGAAGCUACAGCGACUGAUAAUCUCCGACCCAAGAUCAAGGGUCGUCCCAUGGCCCACCGUGCCCGCUUCCAAGCCGCCAAACGCCUCGCUACCAAGUCCACAGCGGCCAUAUCAGAGAUUCUAGGCAUUGCGCCCUCAUCAUCCACCCCGUCAUCAUCGCUGGUAACCCCAAGGCAAUUAUCCCCAACCCCAGAGUCCUCGUCUGCACCAGAAGAUACACACCCAUCCCUAGAACAGCUCACUACAUCAACAAAAAGUUUAGCAGACUACUUCAAGGAUAAACUUUCAGCUAAAAAAUCCACGGUGUCCACCCCCACUCCGUCCAGCGGGGAUGAUGACUAUGACCGCCCGCGGAGUGGUCUAGGUGCGUCUCGUACCUUGGUAUCCUCUUCUGGGGCGGAUGGGGCCCCACAGCAGCGAAUCGGACUGGGAUUUGUUUCAUCUACGUCGGCGAGCACCCCUUCACCUCCGUCGCUGGAGAAUACACCGAUUGCUCAGGAAACGCUGGCUACAGGAUAUUUGAACUCGCGAUCACGAAGUGGAGGCGAUCAAGAGAACCACAAAAACAAGAAACGGAAGAAGGAUAAAAACACAGGAGACGUCGAAAUCGAGAAGGACAGCCGACACGAAGACGGAGAGACGAAGAAUUUGGCUGAUACCAGUGUGAUUAAUAAGAGCACCGAAAAGAAACGAAAGGAGGCGAAAGUGAAGGUCACCAGUAGCGACAAGACCAAGAGAAAAUCGAAAAAAGGAUCGGAUCAGGAUACCCUCCCCCAAUAA
Messenger RNA from Pisolithus orientalis, 1395 nucleotides. RefSeq lists its product as uncharacterized. NCBI's taxonomy places the organism in Eukaryota, Fungi, Basidiomycota, Agaricomycetes, Boletales, Pisolithaceae. The record is from RefSeq and is a predicted model, not a curated record. The coding region runs from base 1 to 1395 and encodes 464 amino acids. The transcript is spliced from 3 exons.